Schistosoma haematobium is the source of this 2903-nucleotide messenger RNA. It is a transcript of the gene CDK6, whose product is annotated as Cyclin-dependent kinase 6. The record is from RefSeq and is a predicted model, not a curated record. The coding region runs from base 27 to 2903 and encodes 958 amino acids. Gene Ontology annotation, biological process: regulation of gene expression; regulation of G2/M transition of mitotic cell cycle; G1/S transition of mitotic cell cycle. NCBI's taxonomy places the organism in Eukaryota, Metazoa, Platyhelminthes, Trematoda, Strigeidida, Schistosomatidae. Gene Ontology annotation, cellular component: cytoplasm; nucleus; cyclin-dependent protein kinase holoenzyme complex. Gene Ontology annotation, molecular function: cyclin-dependent protein serine/threonine kinase activity; ATP binding; cyclin binding. The transcript has 6 exons.
UGACUUGUUUGCUUGAUCUAUAACGGAUGAGCAGCUAUGAUACAUUCCCAUUUAAAAGCAAUUAUCAAGUAUCAAAUCUACUUGGAUCUGGAGCAUAUGGACGCGUUUUUAAAGGGACAUCUUUAAAUGGAACGACGGUUGCAUUAAAAGAAAUACUGAUACCUACUGAUGAUGAAGGCAUUCCACUCAGCACUCUACGUGAACUUAGUGUUCUGAAGAAGGUGCAAUCCUAUAAUUGCCCUUACCUCGUACAAAUGCUUGACAUUUCAUUAAAAAAGCAGGAGACUGGGAUAUCGAUUUAUAUUGUUUUCGAGUUUGUUGAUUGCGAUUUAGCUCGUUUUCUUUCUCACCAUGUACCUUCGACUGGCCUUCCAUCUGAGACCAUCAGGAAUUUAUCUGAACAGUUGCUCCGUGGUACGGAUUUCCUCCAUUCACAUAGAAUAAUUCAUCGUGAUCUUAAACCGGCUAAUAUUCUCAUCAAUAAGGAAACCUUGCGCUUGAAGAUAACUGACUUUGGUUUAUCUCGUGUACUUGGUUGGGAGUCUUCACUCACACCGAUUGUUGUAACAUUGUGGUAUCGGUCUCCAGAGAUUUUAAUUCAAUCUGAAUACUUAUCACCUUGUGAUAUAUGGGCUGCUGGUUGUAUCAUAGCAGAAUUAUUCAACUUACAAGCAAUUUUCCGUGCAGAUACAGAACUAGAGAUGUUAAAACUUAUAUUUCAAGUUAUUGGAUUUCCUGCUCAAAAUGAAUGGCCUGCGUUGUCUUACUUGAAACGAUCUAAUUUUCAUUUCAACUCUUCUGGUUCAAAAUUACGUUCGUGUAUCAAAACUAACGAUAAAUCUGCACUCGAAUUACUUGAACUAAUGAUCCAGUUCAAUCCAAAAAAGCGAAUCACUGCCUUCGAUGCACUUUCACUACCGUAUUUUCAUCCUACUGUCACUAGUAGUACUAAUACAGGUGGAUCCGUUCAAAACAAUAUUCAACACAUUGAAACUGCUCUGCAUAAGCCAUUAUUAAGAAAUGUAAACGCUUCUCGAUCAAAUGGACGGCAAUCCCGCUACUCUGUGAAUGCCAUUUAUCCUACACAGUCAUGUGCAGCUGCAUUGUCGUCUUAUUUCCAGAAUAAUUUGCCUUCUGCAGUUAAUUUUCGACCAUGCCGUGUUGGUGGUGGUGGUAUUGAUGAAGUUGAUGGUUGUGUUCCAGUAACAAAUGCUCAACUUGUACCUCACACACUUCACUCAACACUUGAUCAUUUAGUUAAUUCUGCACUUACAAUUGACCAAAUGGUUCCCACUUCACGUAGUUCUGAUAUUGAUCAGCAUCAGCGUAAUUUGAUUAUAUCAGUUGUAAAUAAUGCCAUUAAUGAUAAUUCAUCAUCUGCACCCUUAAAUAACACCGACCAUAAUUCUGCCACACCACCUAGGAGACCGCUAACUAGACAACAAGCUAAAUCUAUCCGAAGGCAUACACAACCCACUAGAACCUGUCUUAUGGAAACCAAUUACGAAGUGAAUAAUUCACAGAAAAUUGGAACCCAGAAGACAUGCAAAAACUCCAUUGAAAUCUUAUCAGAUAAUACAUCUGUGCAAAAACCAAAUAAUGCAGACCCUUUAAAUGUAACAAGUCACAUAGUUAGACAGAAAAAAACAGCUCGCCGUCGAACAGUCAUGGGUGUUGUAGAGACAGCGAAUUCUUCAACUAAACAAACGAAGAAAAUUGAAACAAAUAACAGAAAUACUAGAAAAUCUAAAGAAGCCACACCUCUUACAAGGACAUUGAUGCCAAGUAAAGCGGAGAACUCUAUUAACUAUAUCGAUGCUUCUUUACCUUAUGUCUCACUUAAUCGAGAAGAGAUUUGCAAUAAACCAAUGCUCACCGUUACCACUACUUCUGGUAUUGAUGUUACUACUGAAUCAAAUGAAGCGAAAAGAAAAGAUAUUGAUGUAAAAAUUCUUCAACAUAGUAGUGAUGUUGGUCGAAUUUCAGAAAGUUGUCAACAAUUUUUAUCACAACAUACUACUGAUCAUCAUCGUUAUCAACAUUAUUCUCAUCAAGUUCGCCCAAGUUCACGAUUUUCACUUGGGCCUGCUUCAUCAUUAUCUUCCAACUCUACUUUGCAUUCAAUUCAUGAGCAUGAAAACUCUUCUAAUGAUAAUAAUCAUAAGAAAAAGAUGAAAGAAGCAAGAUUAGUAGGCAAUCAUCAACAAAUGUUAAUUAAAUCAACUAGUCAUCCACCGUUAACUACUGAAUUAGAUGAUAAUAAUGAGAACUAUUGUUUAUUAGGAAGUAGUAAUUCGACUAAAAACACAUCAACGACAACAACGGCAUCAGAGACAGAAACAAAAACAACAAUGACAUUGUGUUCUCCAUCAAAAUUACCUCGUGUUAUUGAUCAGUUUUCUUCAAGCACUCUUGUUAACACUUCACUAUUACAAUCAACAAAUAAUCCAAAUUGUGUAAAAACACAUCAUUUUACUAAACAAGGAAAUAUUAACGUCGAUGAAGACGAUACAACUGAUGAUGAAAUCGAUUCAGAUGAUAUUGAUGAAAAUCAACCAGCUAAUACAAGUCUUGGCAUUAAUACAGCAAUGACCGGUUUAGCUCUAGUCAAUAGUCAUAGUAAUAGCAAUAGUAAUUCUAGUCAAUAUAAAAAUACUACUACUACUGCUGCUGCUACUACUACUACUAGUAAUAAUAAUAGUAAUAGUAAUAGUACCGCUAAUAGUUGUAAUAAUAGUACAAAUAAAAAGGAAAAUGACAAUAAUCAUUCAGUUUUAACAUCUUCAACAAUCGCUAUUAGUAAUAAUAUUGAGUCAAAUAACAAGACAAUCCCUGUCUCAUUAUCAAAUAAUGUUGCAGUUCAAUUGACCGCUUGCUCAUUAGAUAAGUUUUUAUUUAAAUAA